Molecule: messenger RNA, 339 nt
Organism: Durusdinium trenchii
Lineage: Eukaryota; Dinophyceae; Suessiales; Symbiodiniaceae
Source: the annotation of a GenBank genome assembly
AUGGAUCUUUUAGACGGCACUUCCACCGACGCCUCUAUGCUGGCUGCUUUGAUCAGAAGCCCAAAGGUGUUGGUCAUGGAGGACUUGCAGCCUCGCGAGGAGGCAUGCUGGCCCUUUGCCGAGGAUGGAGAUAUUUCCAGGUGCGCCUUGCCUUCGCACUUACAUGACCUGAAGUCAUUGCCAGAAGGCCCACCAGAAGCUUUGCAAAGGCUUGGGCAGAGGACCUUGGUGUCAGGCCUUUUGCUGGCCAUUGGUGGCGCUGGCAUGCAGGUCGCAGAGCAACACGCAGGCGAGGGGACCAACGAUGAGAACCUCGUUGCUGGCACGAGAUAUCGCUGA